This is a messenger RNA of Merops nubicus (carmine bee-eater), 1728 nucleotides long. Its product is annotated as vacuolar protein 8-like. The record is from RefSeq and is a predicted model, not a curated record. The transcript is spliced from 14 exons. Gene Ontology annotation, biological process: nucleus-vacuole junction assembly. Gene Ontology annotation, molecular function: protein-membrane adaptor activity; protein binding. NCBI's taxonomy places the organism in Eukaryota, Metazoa, Chordata, Aves, Coraciiformes, Meropidae. Bases 1 to 1728 code for a protein of 575 amino acids.
AUGGGUCAACUGUGUGGCCGAUGCAUGCAGCUGCUGCGGGACUUCGUGGCGUUUGUUCAGAGGAUGUCCUCCAACCUGGUGCAUGGCAUCAAGGAAUGCUUCAUUCUGAUAAGCGAGUGCUCCUGCUUAAAACAGCACAGCUCUAAAGCCAGACAGCUGUACAAGCCCAUCCUGCAGCCUCACGAGAGGGUGACAGCACAAGAGUUUCUGCAGCAUAUUGAAAGAGGUUUUGAAAUCUCACCACUUGGAAAGGACCCUCUGGAAGCCUUGAGGACCUUAGCCUUUUCAGAAAACCCAGGUUUACAGCAGUCUGCUGCCCUCUAUUACUUGCAUAUGAGUCAGCACAUGAACAUCCCCCUGCCUGUGGAGCACCUGGAACCCUUCUAUGCCUUACUACGGUCUGCUGACCUGGAGGUGCAGCAGAUGUCUUCCUUGUCGCUUGUCAACUUCUUGCUGGAAGGAAAUGUUGACAAAGAAUUAGUUGUCCAAAUGGGUUUACUUGAGCCAAUUCUGGAUCUGCUUGAGUCAGAGGAUCCCACUGUCCAGUGUAAUUCCUGUGCCUGCACCAUGACUUUGGCUGUUUCAGAGUCCAACCGAGAAGCUAUUGGCGCUGCUCGAGGAGUCACACCCCUACUGUCUCUUGCAAAUUCCUAUGAUCCUAGAGUCCAACAAAAUGCAGUUGGUGCUAUUCUCAACCUCACACAAUCAGAGAAAAUCCAACAGGUCCUGUGCAAGGAAGGAGCCCUACCAGUUCUUGCCUUGCUGCUGGAAUCUCCUGACUCAGAAGUACAGUAUUACAGCUGUGCUGCCCUAAGCAACGUGGCAGCCAACGUUCAGCACCACGAAGCCAUGCUGGGACCUGGCAAUGGAUUCCUGCUACAGACACUCAUCUCUCUCCUCUCCUCUUCUGUUGACAAGGUUUCAAGCCAGGCAUGUGUUUGCCUAAGAAAUUUGGCUACCAGUGCAGACAUCCAGGCUGAGAUGGUUGCUGAAGAUGUCCUGCCCAAGCUGUGCUCCCUCCUGGCGUCUGGCAGUGAGGACGUGCGUCGUGCCUCCAUCGCUCUGCUCUGGAUACUGUCCCAGCACCCGCACAACCAGGACACUCUGACAUGUGCCGAGCUACUACAGAGCUUGGGGAUGCUACUGUCGGCGCAUAAAACAGACCCUGUGAUUGUUGGCCAUACUGCUUGUGUCAUCAAAAACCUGAGCCUUUCCAAAAACAGACAGAGAAUCAUUGAGAGCCCAUGUAUUGAAGGUCUCCUUCAGACCAUGCUUUCUACCAACAACACUCAAGAAGACUCUCUCCACUAUGUAACAUCUUGCCUGGCUGAGCUAUCAAAGCAAGAAGAAGCCGUGUUGCACAUGGUCCAGCGGAUGGAUAAACCCUUGACAAAGUGUUUGGUGAGACUGGCUGGUCAACUGGAACAUACAGAGACAUCCUUUCAAGCUGCCUCCAUCAUCCAGCACAUGACAGGUCACGAAAAAAUGAUGCUUUUGUUGAAGCGUCACAUUGGAGAGAUUCAGGCCUACCUCAAGAAUUUUCUUACCCAUCAAGAGAUCCGUUUUCAGCAGCUGGGCAUCUCUACAUUCUGCAGACUUCGAGAAGAUCCAGAAUUUUCACAAGCAUUCAGAAAAAGCCAGAUGGCCAAACUCCUCGAGCAAGUCCGUCAACAAACAGAAGAAACUCAAGAGCUACUUAGGGCAGCUAUUUGUCAUAAGGACAGUUAA